AUGAAGGAGAGCUUUGUCGUAAACUUAACUUCAUAUUAAUCUGACAUUUAGGACAACAGGGAUGGUUCAGAAAUUGAAUUAAGUGAAAUUAAGAGCAGUUAAAGGAAGAAUAAUAGAAGUGAGAAAAAUUUUAGCUAAAAAUUAUGUGCAGAAUAGGAAGGGAAUCAAUAUUAAGAAGUGAUAAAAAAGAAGAUAAACAAGGAAUAAGGUUAAAAUGGAAUAAAGAAUUAAGGACAUUGGAGUAAUGGGGAACAUUAGAUAUAUGUUAAAUUUCUGGAGCAGCAUCACAGUACUUAUAUACAGAGCUAAUAAAAUGGAAAAAAUAACAAGAUUUUCAAAUUGAUGUCAUAAAUAAUUGGAAGUAGAUGUCCAUCUUAGUGUAGGUAAAAAGAGGUAAAUAGUAGAUCGCAUCAUCAGAAAUUGAAUCCUUAUACAGUAGCAGGAUAGAAGAGAAAUAAGAGAAACAAGAAAAGAAUGAACAUUUAGAAUGAUGGAGAAAAUUAUUUGUAUUAAAUUAGAAAGAGUGUAAUAGAAUUUAAUAGUCCAAUAGUGAAACAAAUAUUAUGA
Messenger RNA from Paramecium sonneborni, 567 nucleotides. NCBI's taxonomy places the organism in Eukaryota, Ciliophora, Oligohymenophorea, Peniculida, Parameciidae. The record is from the annotation of a GenBank genome assembly.